AGCGAGAAAAUGGCUCACCAAUCAGAAAAAAAUCUCUCCUGUUCUAUUUGCCUUGACAUUUUUAAAGAACCUGUCAUUCUGUCGUGUAGCCACAACUUCUGUAAAGACUGUCUGAAGAACUGGUGGAGAACGAAGCAAACACGCGAGUGUCCAAUUUGUGAGCAAAUAUCUUUACAGAGUGAACCACCUGUUAGUUUGGUACUGAAGAACCUGUGUGAGGUGUUUUUACUGGAGAGAAAUCAGAGAGGGUUAGAGACUCUCUGCAGUCUGCACUCAGAGAAGCUCAAACUCUUCUGUCUGGACCAUCAGCAGCCAGUGUGUGUUGUUUGUCAAGAAUCCAAAAUGCACAACAACCACAGAUUCAGACCCAUCGAUGAAGCUGCACAGGAUCACAAAGAGAAGCUACAGAAAUCCCUGAAGACCUUACAGGAGAAACUGAAGCUGUUUGAACAAGUUAAAGGAAACUGUGAUCAAACGACAGAACACAUUAAGGUCCAGGCCCUAGACACAGUGAGGCUGAUUAAGGAGCAGUUUAAGAAGCUUCACCAGUUUCUACAAGAGGAAGAGGAGGCCAGGAUCUCUGCUCUGAGGGAGGAAGUGGAGCAGAAGAGUCACAUGAUGAAGGAGAAGAUUGAGGCUCUGAGCAGAGAGAUAGCAGCUCUUUCAGACACAAUCAGAGCCACAGAGGAGGAGCUGAGAGCUGAAGACGUCUCAUUCCUGCAGAACUACAAGGCUGCAGUGGACAGAGUCCAGCAGCGCCCUCUGCUAGAUGAUCCACAGCUGCCCUCAGGAGCUCUGAUAGAUGAGGCCAAACAUCUGGGCAACCUGACCUUCAACAUCUGGAACAAGAUGAGGGAGAUGGUCUCCUACACACCUGUGAUUCUGGAUCCAAACACAGCGGACCCAGAACUUCUCGUCUCUGAAGAUCUGACCAAUGUGAGAUCUGGAGAACGACGACAGCUUCCAAAAAACCCGGAAAGGACCAAAUUCACCUGCUCCAUCCUCGGCUCUGAAGGAUUUAACUCCGGGACUCACAGUUGGGACGUUGAGGUUGGGGACAACAAGGACUGGGAACUGGGCAUGUUGGCAGAAUACAUCCAGAUGAAGGGACGCCUACAGUCUGGACUGUGGAGAAUUUUGUUCUCCGAUGGAAAACUCACAGCGUUCUCCUCACUAGAUCAAGAAAAAGAUCUGCCACUGAAAAAGAAGCUCCAGAGGGUCAGAGUUUAUCUGGACUUUGAGAAAGGAAAACUGUCAUUCUCUGAUCUUGAUACUAACACACACAUACACACCUUCACACACACCUUCACUGACACCCUGUUUCCGUACAUUUACACUGAGAACCACCUACCACUGAAGAUUUUACCAGUGACGGUCUCUGUGACGGUGGAAAAGCACAGUUAA
Molecule: messenger RNA, 1404 nt
Organism: Epinephelus lanceolatus (giant grouper)
Lineage: Eukaryota; Metazoa; Chordata; Actinopteri; Perciformes; Serranidae
Product: nuclear factor 7, brain-like
Molecular function (GO): protein binding; zinc ion binding
Source: RefSeq, a predicted model, not a curated record